AUGGACACAUACGGCACAGGUAAAGGCGGCUUGGGAAACAAUGUGUGCGUCGUGGGCACAGGCGUCACGGGCCUGCUGGCGGUGAAAAAUCUGGUCGAGCAGGGCCUGAACGUGAGAGCCUUGGAGCAGAAUGAAUAUCUUGGAGGCAAUUGGCACCAUUCCACGGAUGCGCAGCAAGUGUCAGCACUCCCCGGUACGAGGGUGAACAUGUCGAAAGAAACAAAUUCUUUUACAGAUUUCCCGAUGCCCGAUGACUAUCCGUCAUUCCCUUCCGCACAGCAGAUCGCCGACUACCUCGAGGCAUAUGCAGACAAAUUCGAGCUUAUCAAGCACAUCGAGCUUUCGACGGCCGUGACGAGCAUUCGACGAGACGAAGAAGAUGGCGUGUGGAUCGUAUCCACCAAGCACACAAAAACCGGCGAGGAAGAGGAGCGAGAGUAUGACCGAGUCGUCAUGGCGACGGGCGGCUUGAGCGUCAUGAAUAUGCCCGAGAUCAAGGGCAUCGAAAAGUUUACCGGAGACGCCAUCCACUCCCGCGACUUCAAAGACCCGACAAGAUACACCGGAAAGAACGUCUUGGUUGUCGGCCUGGGCUCGACCGGAGCCGAUACCCUGAGCUUCCUGAAGCAGGCCGGCGCAAACAAGCUGUAUCUCAGCAGCAGGAGUCGGUGUUCUCUGAUCCCCAGAAUAAUUGGAGGACGACCGUGGGACCAUUACAUGACCCGUCGUACGGACUCGAUGAUCCGACUCUGUAUGCGACUGUCUCCCCACGCUACGAAUUACUUUGCCGGCAAAGCCAUCGGUCUCGCACAAAGCUAUGCCUUUCCAACCUUGAGGGCUCACCCCUGCUUCAGCGGUCCCAUCAGCGGCCCGCUAUAUCGCAGUCCAUUUGUGUGCGAUGAACUGCCUGGUCUAUUAGGCAGCGGCGACGUCAAGAUUUACCCCGGCAUCAUGGGCGUUGCUGGUCCCCGAACCGUGGUGUUCAAGGACGGCAGCGAGAUUACAGACGUUGAUGCCAUCAUCUUUUGCUGUGGCUACUACCACGAUCUGUCACUCAUCAAAGGCGAGGGCCAUCCCGCCGAUAUUGAGUUCUCAAUGGACUCAUUUGAGGAGCUCAAGGGUGCAAAGCACCACAACAAGGAUAGUGAAUACCAAAGACUCUACCACGGCAUCUUAUCAGAACGAUAUCCCGAGUCACUGGCAGUGCUAGGCAGCCUAACGACGCUGCGGCCUACGUUUGUUCUCUACGACCUCGCCACCAUGGCACUUGCCAGCAUGUGGUCGGGUAGCUAUCCUCUCCCCUCGCCACGGGCAAUGAAGAGAGAGAUUGAUUCUCAUUAUAAUUUCAUGGUACGGGCCCUCGAGCGUGGCCCCAUAGCAUUCCUUGGUCUCCGUGUAGACAUUCGAGGCACGUAUACAUGGCUCAAUGCUGCGGCCGGAACCGGUGUCAUUGAACGACUUGAGGGCUGGGGCUGGGAGGCAUGGAAAUUUUGGUGGAAGAACAGGAUGCUCUACAAGUUCAUCAUGGACGGACCCAAUGUCUCGGCAGUGUACAGGCUUUUUGACAUGGGCAGAGGGAGAAAACCAUGGGCCGGUGCUCGGGCGGCCAUCGAAAAGGCCAACGAGGGGCUGGUCAAGAGGGCUGAGAAGAUUGAGGAGAUUCAGGUGAUCAAGAUUGCUGAGGUAGCCAAGACUGCUGAAGUGAUCGAAGUAGUUGAAGUGGAGGAGGUGGAGGAAGUGGAGGAAGCGGACGAGGUGGAGGAGGCCGAGCAGGUCGAGACCGAGUGGCCCGACUCGAUCAUCUGUGAAAAUCGGCCGAGUGAAACGGAACUAUGA
Messenger RNA from Trichoderma breve, 1836 nucleotides. RefSeq names its product flavin-binding monooxygenase-like domain-containing protein. Bases 1 to 1836 code for a protein of 611 amino acids. The record is from RefSeq and is a predicted model, not a curated record. The transcript has 4 exons. Gene Ontology annotation, molecular function: NADP binding; N,N-dimethylaniline monooxygenase activity; flavin adenine dinucleotide binding. NCBI's taxonomy places the organism in Eukaryota, Fungi, Ascomycota, Sordariomycetes, Hypocreales, Hypocreaceae.